Henningerozyma blattae CBS 6284 is the source of this 1326-nucleotide messenger RNA. Its product is annotated as Frag1/DRAM/Sfk1 family protein. The transcript has a single exon. Gene Ontology annotation, cellular component: plasma membrane. Lineage: Eukaryota; Fungi; Ascomycota; Saccharomycetes; Saccharomycetales; Saccharomycetaceae. The record is from RefSeq and is a predicted model, not a curated record. The coding region runs from base 1 to 1326 and encodes 441 amino acids.
AUGGCAUUUAAUAUACCCGCACCUGCAAACUACUAUUUUUUAGUACCUAUAAUCUCAUUUUUGCCCUGGUAUAUCAUGUUGAUAACCAUGUUGGGUGUAUGGACAUAUCAAGGUCGUCCACGUUACUGGUUUAUGGAUCAUCCACAAUCAAUUGUUUUUAUUUCUGAUAUCGGUGCAGCCAAUUUACAUCCCUUAUUUAUUGUCUGUUCCUUCUGGCAAGGUGCUGGCUAUUGUAUCACUGUUGCUUGUGAGUACUAUCAAAGAUCAGGCCAUUGGCCAUUUCAAAGAAAGAAAUUAUUGAAAAAGUUAACAGGCGAUGAUAGUCCCAUAGUAGAUAGAGAUCAUCCUAUCACUCAUCCAAACGCCCAGCCUGUGAGAAGACACCUUAGUGUUCAUAAUGAUAUUUUUUCUGAUAGUAAUAAUACCAAUAGUAACCUUCAUUUAAAUCCAAACAACAAUUUGUCGGAUUUAGAAAUUUAUUCUGCUAACUCCAACAACCUCAGCAUUAAUGAUGAUUUAGAAAACCCAUUCGACGAUGAUGCAAGUGAAAGAGAUGAUGAACAAGUUCCAACUUCAGAUCAACCUAUUGGAACAAUUAAAAAUAAUUAUACUCAUGCAUUAUUAUCAUCAAAAUUCUUAAUGCCUCCUUGGUAUACUAGAGAUGAAAGAAAUUUGAUUUGGGCUGCUUGGGUUCUUGGUUUAAUUGGUGAGUUGUGUUUAUUCAUGUGCUCAAUUUUCUCAACUGUGAAGUUCCAUAGAGCUCAUAUUACGAUGGUUUAUUUCUUUUUAUUCUUCAUGUAUUUCUCCAUUGUUUGUACAAUUGCUGAGUAUUUCGUUAUGGGCAGACAUUAUGCAUUAAUUCAUCCUUUAGCUGAUUUACCACCUCAUAUUCAUAUCAAUUCCAUCCCAUGGUAUCGUUGGGAAGGUUACAUUUGGAAUAAAUUUACCAUUAGUGCCAUCCUAAAGACUAUUUGGUUAGUAGUGGCCAUCCUUUGUUCCAUUUGUUUUGGUGCUAUUCCAAAUGAUUCAAUUAAGGCUGGGUUUGAAUGGUGUUUAGGUUUCUGGUUAGGUGUAUUCUUUAUGAUUGUUUCUGUAGAUUUCUAUUUGGGAGGAAGAUAUAAAACUUCACGUUACUUCCAUCAAAUCCAAUCUCAAUCCUUUGCAGGCUACUAUAAAUAUGAUAAAGCUGCAGGUGUAGAGAAUAAUCAUAAAAAGGGAAGAUCCUCUCUACUGAUGGUCGCAACCAGAUCUGAUUUAGAUGAUCAAUCAAGCUUUGAAGUUGAGUCGACAUUUAAUGCACCAAUUGCCAUGACUCCAGAACCAUAA